AUGAUUGGAUUAUCAACUACAUCCCCAGCAUAUAAUGCUAUGGUGUCAUUAGAAAAUUCAACAAAAGGUAGUUCAAACACAGUUAUCGUUUAUAAACCAAUCUCAGACUUUAUAGUAUUACCAGAUGCAGUUUUAACCGAUGAUGAAGUUUUAAAACGUCAAAAAGAAAAAUUAGAAACAUUAAUGUAUUCAACAAAAGAUGCAAUUACAAUUGAUUCAAUUUUUAAACAUAUUGUUAACAAACAAAUAGAUAUUAUUAAAGAAUUUUAUAAGCUUAUUAAACAAGACGAGUAUGAAUCAAUGUCAGAACUAAUUAUAACUUUUUCAAUUGGUUGUAAUAAUGCAUUAAGAAUCUUAAGAUAUUUUAUAAAUUCAGAUAUUAAUGAAGAUAUUAAUAAUGUUAAUAGAAAUUAUUCAUUCUCAUCACUAUUAAUUUCAAAUUUUUUAGAAAAAAUUGGACAGCAAUAUAUGAAGGAUAUAUUAAGACCAUUUAUUUUACAAGUUAUUCAAGAUAAGGCUAUUAAUUUUAAGAAUGAUUUAGAGAAUAUAGAUUCACCAUUAAAUUUUGGUGUAAACCAAUUGGGAAAUUUGGUUAAUUGGAGUAAUAGGCUAAGUGAAUUAAUUUGUAGCCAAGAUUCAUUAGAUAAAAUGCCAGUUCCAAUCAAGAUUAUUGCUAUGUUUUUCAACGAGAUUUGGUUACAAGAUGACAGCAAUCAAGGUGUUGCAAACUUUUUAAUUAAUAAGGUUUUUGCCCCAGCCCUAGUUACACCCGAACUUUAUAAUUUAGUACCACCACAGGUUCAUCUUAGUAGUAGAUCAUUAUCAAAUCUCGAGGUUUUAGCAAAAGUUUUAUCAUCAUCUUUAACUGGAUCCAAUUGGGAAUAUCAAUCAUUAUUUGAAACAAACAGUACAAUGGCAUCAUUGAAGCAAUCGAUUAAAAGCACCUUUAAAGAAAAUCAAUAUUUCAAAUCUGUAUUGUCAGCACGUUUCUCAACACAAUCCUACCAAUAUACAAAUGAGGCCCCAAUGUCUCAAAUUCACUUUUUACAUAGAGUCCUUUGUACACAAAAAUCAACUAUUCGUCAAAUGUUCCAAUCUAUGGAUGAUGCCCAAGAGUUUGAAAAGCUAAUGGAUUUAAUUCCAGACUACAAUUCUAGAGUAAAUUAUCAAUUUUUAACACCUCAAGAGUCAAAAGCAGUUCGUAACUAUAUGGAUUCAAAGAAUGAAGAGGUUUCUUAUAUUAAUCAUGUACAAAAGAAAGGUAAGAAAGAUUUUGUUAAAAGAAUCCUUGUAGUUGGUGUAUAUCGUAUUGUAACUUUUAAACCAAAUGGUAAAUUGGGUAGAGAUGGCCAUAUCUUAGAUCUUUUAGAAAUCAAUAGUCCAAAUAACCAACAGUUCGAAUUAGUUUUCAAAAAUUUCCGUGUCCAUGUUACCUCUGAAGAAUGCGAUCAUAUUAUAACAUGUAUUCGUCGUGUUUAUGAAUAUUGCUUUAAUAAUUGGCCAUAUUCAUUAAAAAUGAAAUUAAAAAUUCAACCUACCUCACGUCUUGAAGCCAUUUCACCACCAGAUCAUACACCAACUACUGCUAUGGCAAGUGCAUAUAAAGCUCUAUGCUCUUAUUAUAACAUACCUGUUAAGCAAACUAUUGCAUGGUAUAUCGAGCAUGCUUUCAAAGACCCAAAAUAUAAAGCUUUCAACCUCAAAAUGUUCACAAAGCACAAUAGAGAAUUACCAACCAACCAAGAAUUAAUACCAUUGAUCCACUCACUUCGUUAUGAUUGGUUCUUUGAGGAAUUCACCAUUAAAGAAUAUAAAGUUGACUCAAAAGAUCUAAUCAGUGAAAUUAUAUCAAUGCUUUCAAGUAACUCAACCAUUACCUCGUUGACCCUCUCAAAUCUUUCAAUGGCAAGAGAAUCAAUGGCCAAUAUUUUCGAUGUUAUUCAAAAUCAAAAAUCAUUAAAAUUAAGAAAAUUAAAUAUCAGCAAUAAUGUAAUGGAUGAUAAGUCUUUAAACUCAUUCUUUUCAUAUUUACAAUAUGGUGAAACCAAUCAAUUAGAAACUUUAAAUAUCUCCUCAAUCAAUAUGAAUAUUCAGCAUAUUAGAUCUUUUAUAGACUCACUUCGUAGAGGUAAUACCAAGUCACUAACUAGUUUAAAUCUCUCUGGUAAUAAAAUCGGUGAUAAUGGUUACGAAAUUUCAAGAUGGUUAACAAACGAAGGCUCAAACAUAAAGCAAUUAGAUCUUUCAGAUACAAUGCUAAAAAUCAAAUCAUUCCAAUUAAGUGAUGCCAACUCAUCAAUUGAAACACUCGAUUUGUCAAAGAAUUUAUUUAGAAUUAAAGAUGACAUUCAAUCACUCUCAAAUGUAUUACUAUAUUUACCAAAAUUAAAAUCAUUAAACUUAAACAAAACUAUGAUUCCUUCAGAUUCAAUUAAAGAUAUCCUACAAUUUUUAAUAAACGAUAACCAAGAACUAUCUCAACAAGUACAACAACUACAAAUUACAACACAGCAACAACAAGUAAAUAAUUUAAAGAGAACAUUUAAUCAAUUAAUAAUCUCUGAAAACUCGAUUCAACGUCCAUUAAUUACAUCAAUGAUUGCCACUAACGCCAUAAAUUACAUCAAGGUAUUAGAUUUCACAGAUAAUGAUUUAACUGAUGGAGGUAUUAAAGAAUUAGCAAGAGCACUUUAUGGAAAUCAAAUGAUCACCACCUUAAAUAUUAACGGUUGCUUCAGAGGCUCACCAGGUAAACAACGUAGUAAAGCAAUUUUGGCAUUAUCAAAUUAUAUCUCAUCAUCAUCAGCAUUACAACAAUUAUUAAUGAGAGGUGGCCAAAAAACAAAUCAACAAUUACAACGUUGUAUUAUACCCUUCCUUUUAUCAUUAGGUAAUACCCAUACUCUUAAAAAAUUAGAUAUCUCUGGUCAUCAAAUGGGUAGCCCCGGUGCUGUAGCUUUAGCAAAAAGUAUCAUCUUAAAUACAAGUAUUAGUAGCUUAAUUAUAGAUAACAAUACAAUUGGUACCAUAGGUUAUGCAAAUAUUAAAAACUCUUUAAAACAAAAUUAUACAAUCAAAGAAAUGCCAAUACCAUUUUUCGAUUUAUCUUUAAUUUUUCAAAAUAGUGGUGCUUCUUUAAUCGAACAAAAAAAACUAAGAUCAUUAUUAUUAAAAAUUGAAAAUUAUUUAUCUAGAAAUCAAAGUUUAUAAAUAAAAAUAAAAUUGAUCAUUUUAUCAAAUAUGUUCCAGUUGGGUAUAUUUAUCAAAUCUUUUACUUCAAAAUUUAGCAAU
Messenger RNA from Dictyostelium purpureum, 3291 nucleotides. RefSeq lists its product as uncharacterized. Lineage: Eukaryota; Evosea; Eumycetozoa; Dictyosteliales; Dictyosteliaceae. The record is from RefSeq and is a predicted model, not a curated record. Gene Ontology annotation, molecular function: protein binding. The transcript has 3 exons. Gene Ontology annotation, biological process: regulation of GTPase activity. The coding region runs from base 1 to 3210 and encodes 1069 amino acids.